UCGCACUGCUUCUUCGCGCCUCUUCUCCAAUUCGACGCUGCGACGACUGCGCGAAAAACGUUCCAUUGGACGGCGAAACGCCAGAACUUCCUCGCGGCUAGUGCCGUGCACAGAGCGGCGCAGAGGUGGGGGGCCACUGAGCUGUCGCGGAAGUCCUUUUCUUCGAAAUCCCGGGCGAUCUUCUCUCUCCCUCUCUUCCGCUUCCUUCUUUUCGCUUCCUUUACCAUUCGGUUCUCUUCUCCUUUUUCCGCGGCGUUCCUUGUCGUGUGUGCGAGAAGCUCUGCGCCUGUCACAGGGGACGCGACAGAGGAGAGAGGUCACGUCGCGUCCGCGUUCCAGGCUUACUUUUUGCAGCGAACCUUCGACGGGCGGGGCGCGUCGUUUUUCUCGCCGUUGAGAGCCUCUCUGCUCGUCGCGGCUGCCUCUCCGUGGAAACUCGGCUUCUCGCGUUCGCGUCUUGGAAGAAGCUGCUCGCGAGCGUCGACGUCGCCUGCGGAGUAAAGUGCGACACAGAGAGGGAGCUCUGGAGGGGAAAAGAAGAGGCGAGUGGAGACUCUGAGAAACGCCGCUCUUUGGUGCUGCUUCGUCCUGCGUCGCGCGCUGGAACAGACACCAUUUCGCCUGUGAGAGAAGGGCAGUUGACAGGUGACGCCGCUCACAGUUCGCUUGUGUGCUUCUUUUGGAAAGCGACCGCUCGCGGUGGCCUCUCAAGCUGCACUUACACCCGACUUGGUCCAGGGUGAACAACACAGCUCUCGCAGACCCAGAUCCACGAUUUACAUCGCCCUGUGCCUCUUGGGUCGGUGGAUUGUGAAGCUCGUUACCUCCUCUUCGCGAUCUUUUAAGACGACGAAGCAGGUUCCGACGUACUUGCCUUCUGCUCUUCCCGACCUUCCUGCCGCGUUGGCUCUGAAGCGAAACACACCCUCUUUUCCUGUUCGCUUUGCUGGCCAUUCCGUCCUCUUCGCCUGUUGAUUCUUCCCGUCCCCGGCGCGAAGGAGGUCCGCUGCGAAACCGGGGUGCCGUUUCUCGAGGACCGUCUCUCUCCACCUUUCUGCUGCUUCUCGGCGCGGUUCGGCGAAGGUCGGGGAUUCCACGAAGGUGCAAGGCGUCUCGAGUCUCGAACAAGAGUGGGCGUACACAGUGGAGGGAGGCCGUUUCAUGGACAAACGGAUCAAAGCAAGGGUGUGGAGACCGAGAGGGAAAGACGCACUGCUCCAUCCGACUCUCUUCAACUGGGACUGAGUCUCCCUCAUCGGAAUCUGCGUCACGAGAAGAAGAUUCUCUCGCGGCUUCUACAUCCCGGCCUUUCAGCCACGUCUCUGCAGAAUUUCUCUUCAACUGCGAGUUCUUCACUCGAGCCGCGUGAGACAGACUCCGAGGCUCCAUGAACGGACUCGCAACUGAGCGCCAGGCUUCCCAGAACUGAGAAACUGCUGUUUCCAAGCUUGCUGGAGCCGAGGGAUGGCGCGCGGCUGAGAGGAAGAAUGUGCCAAGAGAGAAAGCCGAGGGAGUUGUCUCUGAGGAACAACUCGCGCGCCAGAGAGCGGAGGGGCAGCAAGCUCGAGCCGGGUGUCUCGUGCCUCUCCCUUUCGGCCUGUCCCUCCGUCGCGCCCAACGAUCGCGGUGGCGUGACGACCCCGCGAUCGUUGCAUGCAUGGACUCGCGAGGUCUCGGCUUGCCGUCUUCCGCGUCAGCAGGUCUCUCGGCCGUUGCCUCGGCGGUCGCUCUCUCGUCCUCGCUCGGAGCCAGACGCGUCGCCAGUGAAGGGCCCUGGCCAGCGUGUCGAGGCGAGCGCGGUCGAGGGCGGGCCGUCUGCGUCGAGCGCGGAGCGUUUGCAGGUGGACGACGGUCUGGCUGCGAUGAGGAAAACGAAGAAGGGCAAAGGAGAAGAAGGCGGCGAGGAGACAGAGAGGUGGGCGACGCAGGCGGUCGAGCAACAAGGCACCUUGAAGCCUGCGGGAGAGGAGACAGCUGUCCCUGGAGCCAGCGAGCGCAGCGCGUCUCCGCAGCAAGCCAUGGAGGGGUCGUGUGGGGUGGAGACUCCCGAGACGUUCUUCGGUGUCUCGACAGGCAACAGCCAAGGCAGUCCCAGCCCCGAAAGCGUGGCUGGCGAGGAGGCGCGUCCUGAGCGAGAGAAUGCUGAGAAGUCUGCGACUGGCGGGUCUGCCUCGAAGGCGAAGAAACCGAGCCGUGAGAGCGCCCGGCGUCCAGACACCGCGCUGAUCGACCGACACCUCAUCGCGGCUUCUCCGUCGCCCUCAAGUGCGAGGAGAAGCUCUACGUGCUCUCCAUCGCCUCACAGCAGAGAGGGUGAAGACAAACCAGGCAGCGGCGCGCCCCCUGCCUCGUCUCCCUCCGCGAAUGCGGGAGCGCUGGAGCCUGCCGAGAAGGGCACACUCGGUUCACCUCCCCAAGAUGUUUUGCCCGCGCUGCCUGCUUCUUCCAGCUCCCCUUCGACCGGUGGAGGAUCUCCUCUUUCUCCGCCGCCGGGACAGGCGCCGCGCGCCGAAUCCGGCGCCCCAGGGUCUGGAGCGCUGAGUCUUCGUCGGUCGCUCAGACAUCGCCAGCCGGUCCGGCCGGCCGCCAUCGCGGUGUCGCCUCUUGGCGGCCCGGGGAGCAGCUUGAGCAGCCGCAGCGCGAGCCCAACACGGCGGGGCGGAGUGUCUCCAUGCGGGCCUGCGACCGCGGUCGGAAAGGGCGCGGGGGCGGCGAGCGGCGCUGCGGCGCUCCCGGGAGUGGGCGCGAAGGCGCCGCCGAGUGCGACCCCGCUCGCAGGUUUGUCUGGGAGGUCUCUGCUCGCUUCAGUCUCGCCUUCCGCCGCGGCGCUUGGGCCUGGCGCCCCAGGCAAGAAGAAGGCGGGGCAGGUCCAGGGCGCCGCGAAGGCCCGCGGGGCGCCGCCCUUCGUUCUCGCCGAGUACUGGCCGGGGGUAACGCUCGACGAGAUGGAGAAAGGCGAACUCUCCUGGGCUCGCGCUGCUGCAGGCCUGCCGCUGCCCGCGUCCCCCCACAAGGUCCCUGGAGGCCCCGCUCCUCCUGUGGGCGGCCCGCCUGCGCGCGACGAGGACAGCGUCGCUGCAUGCGCGGGCGAGAAAGGCAAGGAGAAGGCCUUCCUGGGGAGCGGCCGUAGCCAGGCGGCGCAAGGCCUCCCAGGGAUUGACGCGGUCGCCGCGGCUUGCUGGGGCGGCGCCGGCGUGGACUCGCGAGUCCUCGCACCCGCAGAGGGCGAGGCCAGUGGUGCGUUCGGGCCUGGCGGGGAGAAGAAGAAGGUGCAUGCGUCGUCCGACAGCUCUGGGGGGUCUCGAGCGGCGCUCGGGGGCCGCGCGAGUGUUCAAGGCAAAGCCAGGAAACCGGCAGGCUGGGAGGAAGAGCGAGGCCGACGAGAUGACCGGAGUCGCGGGAGGCGGGAUGAGACCGACGGACCACGGUUCGACGUCACCUGGUUCGUCGACGACAGCCCGCUAGCGCAUACAAGGAAGCGAACGCGGUGGGACAGUCUCUGGGUCCGACCGGCCUCGCCAGUCCGAGUGGUCGGCGACUCUGCGCCCGAGGAGAGCCCUGAGAGACGCGAGGGUGGGGGGCGAGCACCGGACCUCCAAGCCUCGAUGGCGAAGCGCCGCACAGCAGACAGUGGCCUCGAAGAAGAAGCGCAAGUGGAACGGGGUUUCUCCUCGAGUGACUCGGACGACUGCGACUGGCACCUACCGACAAGAACCGUGAGUUCUUCGCUCGCGCCCUUCGCCGCUUCGAAGGCCCACCUCGUCCCUCGCUGCUGCUACUGUCUCCUCCCGCGGCGACUUCCUGGGAGACACACGGAGGCCGGCGGCCCGCCCCGCGACCUUUUGGGUUGGAGCACCUCCGUCGAGUCAGAGGAGACGCGAGGCCGGUACCUGCAGCUGUACUGCGCAUGCACAAAGCGGCCGUUUGGCGAGAGCGUUCUUCAGGGCGCUGCAGGCAGGCGCGGCCUCCUUCUCCCCGUGGCGACAAAUGCGCUUCUCUACUCGGUGCGAAGGGUCGCUCUGGACGGCGCGGCGAGCGAGCAGAAGAGUGAGGCGCUUCCGACCUCUGCCGUCUCCAGGCCCUCGUCUGCUGUUCGUGCUCGCAGCAGCUGCGCCUCCUCGGGGUGCGACGACGGCCGCGCAGAGGUUGCUCCGGGCGCGCCCGCGGAGACGAUCUAUCGCUGGAGAGAUCCCUGUACACUCCAGACCUUCUCCUCUUCUUUAGAUCGAAUCCAAGGGAGCCUCGCGGCGACAGCAGCGGUAGCGGCAGCGGCUGAGAGCGCCGGGAAGCCCGUCGCGUUUCUCCCCCGGCUGUACUGGGACAGCCAGGCGGACUGCUACAUCGCUUCGUGUCUCCGGUGGGAAGAGGAGGCGCAGCCGACCCCCGCCGCAGAACGAGGCGAGAAGCGGAACGGCGUCGAGCGGCCGGCGGAGGCGCGCGAGCGGGGGCGGGAUGAGAAGAAGCCGGAGGACCCGAGCGUUCCAGGCCUUCGAAGAAGGUCUCUGAAGCUGCUGCAGAAGAAGUUCAGCGUGGCAUUUUUGGGAGACGCGAAGGCUCACUUCUAUGCGUCGGAGUGGCUCAAAUGGCAACACAAGGGACAGCGCAUGAUGGAUGAGGAGGACAGGAGACAAGAAGUCGCCAGACAGAUGCUGCUGGUUUCGCCGCUGCUCGCGGGCCGGAAGGCGCCUGCGAAGGCCCCGGGCGGCUGCUCCAAGAAGGCCUCGUCCCUCAGCGCCGCGCAGCUCGCCCUUGCGUCUGGGCGCCCCUUGACCCCAGAGGAAGAGGCGGAGCUGAAGCGACAACUCGAGAACAAAGAGCGACAGAAGAAGCAAAAACUCCUCCGGCAACAGUGGAGACGCCAACAGGCCCGCGAGGCGAAACUCCGGCUCCGAGAGGCAGAGGCCGCAGCCGCGGCGGCUGCCGCUGCCGGGGCGCCGAGCGCCCCGGGUACCACGGGCGCGAGUCAAACGCGCUCGCCGCAGUCGCAGCAGAAGUCUGAGUCCCUGCCCGUUUUGCGCAGUAAAACGGAGGUCCUUCAGCCCUCUCCUGGCGCCUCGUUUGCUCCCGCUUCUUCGAGGAGCACUCUGCCUGCGGGGGAGUCCGGGGCCGCGCCCUGCGAGGGGGUCGGGACGAGGCGGAGCGCCGCGUCUGCGACCUCGGUGGCACCUGAGAAAGUGACUGGGAGAAAAAGCGAAACUGCGAGAGACGCUGCAAGCGCGUCUCUCGAGGCGGCCAAGUCCACCAUGGUAACUCGCGGUGGAGGACGAGGGUCCUCCGUGGUUGCCGUCACGCGGUCAACUUCUUCACCUUCCGGACGGGCAGCGUCUGUCGCUUCGUCCACCCUGGGGGGCUUCGGGGCGAGGUAGUCCAGAACAGGCGAGGCGGUUGCCUGGCGUCUCUUGACAGUCGAGGGGGUUCUCUUGAGUUGUGACAGUGCAGGUGCUGGAACUGGAGUUCUCUGCUUAGCGAUGCGGAGAAAUGCAGAGAGGACUGAGACGCAAAGUUGUGAGGACAUGCCCCGAUCAGUGUCUUCGGUGUCCAAAACAGCGACAGUGGAGGCGCGGGAAGCUUGCUUCAGAGGGAAUUGAGGGAAGGGCGUGGGGUGUCUAGACAAGGCGAUGGGGAGUUAGCACAAGCACCCUGAGGUGCCGCAAAGAUAGGUGACCAUCAGCUGGUGGUCUCUUUUGACGUUUCCUUGCGCUCGCCGACGGGGCGUGACGCCCGACCCAGCCACCGUUGGCCCAUUUAGUUCCUCGGCAUGCGCUGUGGUGCAAACGUAUGGGCUUUCCAAGCAGCAGCUAACAUGUGGAAAGCCCACAAAGCAAAGACAAAAACGUACACACUUCGUCGAGCGCGCGGUCGACAAAUCGGCUUCUGUCUCUCAAGUGUCUCCUCCGUCUCAUCCCGGGCUUCAGAUCGGGGCCACAGUUGCGCGUUUCACAAGGACGGCGACGCUACUGAAACACAGAAAAUAGACAGCUAUGUCGCACGGGCAGCGACAGACACUUGGCAAACAGCCAGAGUUCACGCUGCGUGGUGAAGGGGUGCAGGUUGGGGGAUUCUGUUUUCGGCGAUGCCAGCUCAAGACCUCUGGGUGCACAGACGCCUCUCUGUCCCCGAGAGCAAACUUGGUGCAGAGGCCACGACCGUUCCCGGGGACUGGAUCAUUUCAGUGUUGGAGAACAGAUUGAACUCCAGCUCGUGAAUAUCGGUGAAGGGUAAAGGCGAGGGAAAAAGCACACGCAAGUUGGACAAGGUGGAAAUGUGGUUUCUCGACUGUACGAACGCAGCCGGCAGAGACGAGGCCUGGGAGGCUAGUCUGAGAAUCUACAAACCCCAUCAGAGAACUGUUUUUACACGUACACUGCGUGAGGUGUGGCCAGAAGUUGUCACGACGCGUGAACAGAAAGUGGUGUAAUGGCGAAUCUCUGAAUGCAGACGGCCGUCGAACGUGCCGGCUUAAGCAGCCUCUGAGGCGUCCAUUCAAAUCAAUCACUGCUUCUUUUUAUUUGCCUUUCUGCUGUGUUGACAUUAAACUCCUCAAUACGUGACAAGCCGUUUGCUAACGCCUUUCUAACUG
Toxoplasma gondii ME49 is the source of this 6580-nucleotide messenger RNA. It is a transcript of the gene AP2X1, whose product is annotated as AP2 domain transcription factor AP2X-1. The record is from RefSeq and is a predicted model, not a curated record. Bases 1488 to 5366 code for a protein of 1292 amino acids. The transcript has 2 exons. Lineage: Eukaryota; Apicomplexa; Conoidasida; Eucoccidiorida; Sarcocystidae.